AUGAACAAGCCGAUGAAUGGUACAGACGGUAUUGCUGAGACGGCAAGUCCGCAAGGCACAGAUGGUGAGUCGGACGAAGAGGAACGGAGCGGGGAUGAACAGGGUGAGAGCGAAGGGCAUGGACGGGACGAAGAGCGGGAGGGGCAAGAAGACGAGGAUGACGACGAAGACGAGGAUGAGGAGGAAGAUGAAGACGAGGAACCUGCUCUGAAGUACGAACGACUUGGAGGAGUUGUCCCGGACCUUCUGCAGAAGGAUUCCGCGUCUGCUCUGACGAUAUCCAACAAGUUGCUGACCCUGGGCACACACAGCGGCAUAGUGCAUAUAUUGGAUAUGUCUGGAAAGAGGAUCAAGUCCUACAAACCUCAUCUCGCAUCGGUCAUAGACAUAGGGAUGGAUACCACAGCGGACUUUGUGGCUACGGCAUCUAUGGAUGGACAGGUUGUCAUACAUUCGCUCUCUACGCCGGAACAAUACCUGUUCGACAUGAAGCGGCCGAUGCGGACGGUCAGCAUGGAGCCAAACUUUGCUAAGAAGAGCACGCGGGCUUUCGUUUGUGGUGGUAUGGCCGGCUCUCUCGUACUGCACGAGAAAGGUUGGUUAGGACACAAGGAGACCGUGUUACACAGCGGGGAAGGGCCUAUUUGGAAUGUACGGUGGAGGGACCGGCUGAUAGCCUGGGCCAAUGACCUAGGCGUCAAGAUCUACGACACUGUUUCGCAGUCACGGAUUACCUUCAUCGACCGGCCACCAGAUAGUCCCCGUGCUGAUCUAUUUAAGUGCACCCUGCAUUGGCAGGACAAUUCCACUCUCUUGAUAGCAUGGGCAGACCACAUCAAAGUCGCUCGUAUCCGUGCCCGUCCUCGGAGCCCCACCUCCCCCGCCAAUCUCCCCCCGCUUCUCGUUGAAAUCACCGCUGUCUUCAAACUGGACUGCAUGAUCGCAGGUAUCGUACCCCAUCCACUAGCUUCCCCCACUUGCGCUGUACACCCCUCUGUAUCCGCUCAUUCCCGCGCCCCCUCUGCCUCUGGACGGAGUACGCCCAGUGGUCAUGCUCAGAAUUCUGCGCCUACUACUGUGCCUGCCCUCACUACCUUCCUGGUCCUCGCGUACACGCCUCCGGACAUGUCUUUCUUGGAGGAAGCGACAGACGACCGUACUCGGCAGGCUCGCAAAGCCGCGGAACGCCCUGAAUUGCGCAUCAUCUCCCGGGCCGGCGAGGAGCUCUCAGCGGAUCUACUUAGUAUACAAGGAUUCGAGAAGUGGGCCUGCAACGAUUAUGUACUUACCGCAGUCGAUAGUGAGGGGCUAGAUACUGUGCGAGAUCGGGCCUACGUUGUGCUGAGCCCGAAGGAUCUGGUCAUUGUCAGGUCGAGAGAUAGACGGGAUCAUAUUGCGUGGUUAGUUGAGAGAGAGCGGUAUGAGGAAGCACUUGAGGAGGUGGAGCACUUGGGGGUGGACGAGGCCGGACAAGGGGAGGGCGCCGUUGAUGCCGUGGAGAUUGGACAAAGGUACAUCGAGCAUCUCGUGGUUGAAGGCGACUUCGUCAAGGCUGCAAAGUUAUGUCCAAAGGUUUGCGGCCAAGACGCGAAGCGUUGGGAAGACUGGAUCUUUGUUUUCGCACAGAAAAGACAGAUGCAGACUAUCAUUCCAUAUGUGCCCACAGAGUCGCCGAAACUAAGCCAUUUGGUGUACGAGAUGGUACUCGCUUAUUUCCUCACUCACGAUAGAAAUGCUUUGCUGCAAACGAUCAAAGACUGGCCAAGGGGUAUAUAUGACAUCUCCGCUGUCAUUGUCGCUGUCCAAUCGGAGCUCGAUAAGGCACCAUCUACAUCGACCGCCGCUCGCACAGCUCCUGAGGCAGCCAUACUCAUGGAGUGCCUAGCAGAGUUGUAUACAGCGAACAGACAACCUGGCAAAGCCCUGCCGUAUCUCCUGCGCCUGCGCCGCCCGAACGUGUUUGACCUCAUCAGGGAAAAUAACUUGUUUACGGCUGUGCAGGACCAGGUACUGUUGCUGGUCGAGUUUGACCAGGAAGUGAUCGAGAAACGAAGGAAAGAUGGCUACGAGGUUGAUGACUCCGAGAGUACUGCCAUACAGCUGCUUGUCGACCAUACGCACUCCAUACCGAUAGGCAGAGUUGUACAGCAGUUGCAGAGCCGCCCUUAUUACCUCUUCCUCUACUUGGACGCACUGUUCAAGAAGGACCCAUUCCUAGCGUCCGAUUUCGCAGACGCUCAGGUGCCUUUGUACGCGGAGUACGCACCCGGGCGACUCAUCGACUUCCUGCGUGCCAGCAAUUAUUACAGUUUGGAGAAGGCAUACAACGUUUGCAAAGAACGUGAUCUUGUCCCAGAGAUGGUUUUCCUCCUGGGCCGGAUGGGCAAUAAUAAGCAAGCUCUCAACUUAAUCAUCGAGAGACUUGGCGACGUCAGCCGGGCUAUUGAUUUUGCGAAAGAGCAGAACGACGACGACCUAUGGGAGGAUCUCUUGAAGUACUCUGAGACACGACCCACUUUCAUACGUGGUCUCUUAGAGAACGUCGGGGCAGAGAUAGAUCCCAUCCGUCUUAUACGGCGAAUCAAGAAUGGCUUGGAGAUCCCCGGUUUGAAGGAAGCCCUGAUCAAGAUCCUCCAGGACUUCAACCUUCAAAUCUCUCUGCUGGACGGAUGUCAGAGGAUCUUAGAGGGAGAUUGUGCAGAUUUCGCUCGCCGAUUACAGAGGGAUCAGAACAGUGGAUUCUUCUUGUCCGCUAAGACUCUCUGUCCGAUAUGUUCGAAACCUUUGCAGAGGUUUCCGCAAUCAUUGGUAUUGCUAUUCCUUUGCCGACACAUCGUCCACGCCACGUGCGCUAGCGGUGGUGAUGCCCUUCCUCAGCAGCCGGAUCAUGGUCUUGCCGGUCUGGCUUUGGGCGGCGGACGAAGUCUUAGUGGCAAAAUAGCAUUUACGGCUAUUGUUCGAGCGAAGGUGGACCAGGGAUGUCCGGUUUGUCACAAGAAGGAUGAAGGCGAACGGACAUGA
Gloeophyllum trabeum ATCC 11539 is the source of this 3021-nucleotide messenger RNA. Its product is annotated as vacuolar assembling protein VPS41. The record is from RefSeq and is a predicted model, not a curated record. Gene Ontology annotation, cellular component: late endosome; HOPS complex. NCBI's taxonomy places the organism in Eukaryota, Fungi, Basidiomycota, Agaricomycetes, Gloeophyllales, Gloeophyllaceae. Gene Ontology annotation, molecular function: protein binding. Bases 1 to 3021 code for a protein of 1006 amino acids. The transcript has 15 exons. Gene Ontology annotation, biological process: protein targeting to vacuole; cellular response to starvation; macroautophagy.